This is a messenger RNA of Brenthis ino (lesser marbled fritillary), 1236 nucleotides long. The record is from the annotation of a GenBank genome assembly. NCBI's taxonomy places the organism in Eukaryota, Metazoa, Arthropoda, Insecta, Lepidoptera, Nymphalidae.
AUGCAGGACAGGUUUAUCUUUUCCACUCUUAAGAAAACAAAAUAUAUCUUACGAUUAAGACAAUUUUCUACCAAAGUGCCGAAAACUCCUAUUAUAACGUUAGAAAAAAAGGAAACUGAAAGAACCAAAGUUGAUACAAAUACAAUAGCAUUAUUAGAAAGGCUUUCUUUAGUUAAAUGUGAUACUGAUGAGGGUGUCAAAGUAUUAGAGGAUUCGAUUGCAUUUGCUGAUAAAAUUCUUCAUAUUGAUACUAGUAAUGUGGAGCCCCUUUACACUGUUUUAGAAAACCAAAAUUUAAAUCUACGGGAGGAUAAAAUAACACAAGGGAAUUGUCAGAAGGACAUAUUAAAAAAUGCAACUUUAACUGAAGAUGAUUAUUUUGUAGCUCCACCAGGCAAUAUUCCAUUGCAUGAAGUCCAGAAUAAAAAUGUUGAACCAACAAAAAAUAAUGUGCCAUAUUAUGGUUUUAUCGAACGCCACUCAACUGAAAGUAUAAAAGAAAUAUCAAUAGGACCUAACGAUGAUAAGUUUUAUCCACAAAACACAUUGCAUCUCAAACUUAAAAUUAUUUUACCACAAACUGAAAUUAUGCAAUGUUUCAUACAAUGGCAAAGGUACAGGAAAUAUUGGUGGAGUUCAGUAACAACUACUCCAAGUCUCUUCUCUAUAAAUGAUAUGAAGCAUGAUACUGAUAGCUCCAAUGUUAAUAUCAUAGCCAACUUUGCAUGGGGACAGUAUAUUGUGGAAACCAUUAAUGUCAAUCAUAAUCAUGUAGAUGAAAUAAGUAAUAGUAAUAACAAUGGAAGUGCAUGCCUCACUUGUACAACAGGUUUAGAAACAGCCUUUCUGACACUACUUUUGGAUGGACUUUCUAAUACAACCAAGGAAGAAUAUCUAAGACUUCAUAAUAAAAUGGCCCCAUAUAAAAUAUCCUUUGCAUUAGAUAGUGAAGGUAUGCGAGAAAAUCCAAAUGUUUCGAAUACUUUGAAAGAGCUAUCUACACUUCUCUUUCAUAAAUUAAACAGUAAGAAAAUAUCAGCUUGGCUACCAAGUUUUACACUGCCAUUACAAGUACAGAUAAAAGAAAAUCUGCAUUUAGGUGUGACAUAUACAGCAAUUCUUAGUGAAGACACACUAACAAAUGGAAUAUUUCAUUUACUCAAUAGUAGUACUAUGUUGAAAGAACAAUUACACGUGGCUGAUUUCGAUUCAUAUGCAGCUUUAUUGUGUGGAAAA